GUUUCCAUCAAAAAAUGUUCUUUGAUGAGCUCUGAGCCACACACUUUAUAUAUAUGAGACGCGGUGACUUCUCGUGAAAUCUCGCGAUGGCUGACUCAGACGAGAAUACAACACGGAAAACAUGACGUCUUGUCAACAACACUAACAAGUCAUGAACAUACAUUGUUAACAGACAUGCCACAAAAUAGCCACUAAAUAGCCACCCAGCCAUCAGUGCCCACAUCCCACCGUCCCCAUGACAACCCCUCCUCUGGCCCAGUUCCCUGCGCAACAGGCUCAGGCAGCUCGGGAUGUGAACACAGCCUCGCUCUGUCGGAUCGGACAGGAGACGGUGCAGGACAUCGUCUUACGAACCAUGGAGAUCUUUCAGCUGCUGAGAAACAUGCAACUGCCGAAUGGAGUCACCUAUCAUCCCAACACUCAUCAGGACCGGUUGGGGAAACUGCAGGAGCACUUGCGGAUGCUCUCUGUUCUUUUUCGCAAGCUCCGUCUCGUCUAUGACAAAUGCAAUGAGAAUUGUGCUGGUCUGGACCCCAUCCCUCCUGAGCAACUUAUCCCAUAUGUAGAGGAUGAGAGUUCUAAACUGGAUGACCGAAUGGCCAAUCAAAUGCGUGCAACCAGCGAAGAGAGAAGAGAAGUACUGGAAGUAAAUAAGAAACUCAAACAGAAGAACCAGCAGCUGAAGAUGAUCAUGGACCAGCUCAGAAACCUCAUCUGGGAGAUCAACUCCAUGCUGGCUGUCAGGAGCUGAAACACACACUCACACACACAUGCGUGUGCAGUCAUACACUGUUGUGCAUAGACUGCUGGUAUUCCCUGCAUUCGUGAGCUCUGUCUUCAGCGGGACACGCAAGAUAGAUGCAGGAAAGAGCAGCGAGCCACAAAAUUGAGAGAAGGUAGGAAGCGAAACGAGGACUGGACUGAAGAAAUUCUGCUACAUUCAUAACACACGGUUGAAAUACCAUUCGUUUCAGCUGUCUUGGUUUCAAUUUUCAACGUGAUGAACAUUAGGUCUGAGCAGUCUUUCACUCAGAUAUGCUUUAAAAUUAGCCUUUUACGCAAGUAUACUGCUCAUAUUUUGCAUGCGCGAUGGCUCCUAUUUAAGGUUAAACUGUGUAGUAUAGUUAUAGUUCAGUCGUAACUUGCAGAAAAAUAUUGUAUGAAUAAAUAUGGCAUACUAGUGUGGCGUUAAUUUAUCUAUUAUGUAUGAACGUAUAUACCAAUGCUAUUAAAAAAAAUUCAAGAACAAA
This is a messenger RNA of Cyprinus carpio (common carp), 1250 nucleotides long. RefSeq names its product mediator of RNA polymerase II transcription subunit 30-like. Gene Ontology annotation, cellular component: mediator complex. NCBI's taxonomy places the organism in Eukaryota, Metazoa, Chordata, Actinopteri, Cypriniformes, Cyprinidae. Gene Ontology annotation, biological process: positive regulation of DNA-templated transcription. The record is from RefSeq and is a predicted model, not a curated record. Gene Ontology annotation, molecular function: transcription coregulator activity.